GGAUAUACGCUUCCAACACAUACCCGCUUCCUAAUAUUUUAAAAAAUCUCGCUUCUACGCUUCCUUACGCUUCCGCUUCCACGUACCCGCUUCCGUUUCCAUGUAACAUAGGUAGAAAUUAACUUGGUCUAUGCAGUUGCAUAUUAAUCACAAACCAAUCGCACACGUCUUAUUUUUUGAAUAAUAGUACGAAAAAAAUUGGUUACCGACAAAAAAGGAAAAAGUCAAUCUGAUCCGAUUUAAAAUAGUUCAAGUGUAGUCAACCGUUAACCAAUAUCUCAUUUAAAUCCUUAUAUUAUAAGCUACCAGAUAAUUAAUAUAAAUGUUUACAUACAUUUUAUUUUUUUCCACUGAAAGAUAAGUAAUUUUUUUUUAUCAACUAAAGAUAAGUAAUUUAAAGAUUUAAAAAGACAUGACAAUUGCAUUACGUACGUUGCAUCUCAUCUCCCAACCAUUAAAUAAUUGAGACUGUUCUACCGUUCUAGUUCCGAAAUUCUAAAAAUACAUAUAUAUGUAUGUAUAAAUAUAUAUAUAUUAAUAUUAAUAUUUAAUUGUAGGAUUUCUUAAAUUUAAUGGAAAUCCAACCUAAAAUAUAUGGUUUCAAAUAUUUUGGAUUGAGUUUUCCGUAAAAUUAAACACCGUAAUUACAUAUAUAUAAUAUAUGGGGAAUUGCCACUAAUACCACUUUCCUAAUACCACUUUUCAACUUUACACUUUUCAAAUUUACCUUUAAAAUUUUAGUAGGUAAAGUACCAUUAUACCCUUAUUUAAUCAAACAUAAACAUAAGUCUUCUCCCACAAGAAAUUGAAAAUUCAAAAACCCCUAAUCGAGAGAUUGAUUCCGGCGAUCGAGAGAUUCCAACGAGAGAUCGAUUCCGGCGAGAGAGAUCGAUUCCUUCGAGAGAGAUCGAUUCCGGCGAGAGAGAUCGAUUCCGGCGAGAGAGAUUCGAUCCGUCGAGAGAGUUUCGACGACUUCAGCCAUUUUCACCGGCGAGAUUUGAUUAUUCAGGCGACAUUGACGUCCGACGAGAUUUGGCGUAGACUACAAGCUCAAUCGAAUCAAUCUCUCUUCACGAACGUAACAAAGUGAUUUUCGUCUCUUUUCUGUAAUUUUUGCUUGGUUUCUCAAAAUCGAUCGGUUUCUGGGAAGGAGACGAAUUUUUCUCAUGAAGUUUUCGAAUCUCAGAUUUAUAAAACCUUAUAAAUUUUUAGCUAUGAGGAAUAUAGUUUUAUGUAUUUUUCUUAUUGAUAUAUCUUGUUGAUCAUUCCUUCUCUAAUACCCAUGUUCUUUAUAAUCAGGUUAUGGUGUUCGAAAUUUGUUCUAUAUGUGGAGAAUGGAAACUAAUAAAUGGAAUUCACUGGGAUUUCAUAGUGGAUGAUCAACGAGGAUCCUCUCUUAGUAUGAUUCAUGAAGAUAUCAGCUACAAUGAUUUGAUUGUGGCUGUUUUAGAAGAUUUUGGAAUUGAUGGCAACAGAAACAGUGUAAAUCUUAGCUAUGCCUCACCUUCAAAAUUAAACUUUGGUACAAAAGAGCUUCCUCCAGCAUUUAUUAGGAAUGAUCGUCAAGUAACAUCUUAUCUGAGCAAACUUAAGGAGAAUGGAGACCUUCAUCUAUGUGUAACCAUUAAGAGAAGAACUCAAUUAUCACCAAUGAUUAUGUCAAAUAUGAUCCAGCCACGGGGUGGAAAUAGUAAUCAUGAUUUGCCUAUUGCUGGAACUAGUAAUCCGCGUGAGACAGGAACACAAAAAUCACCAUUGAUUAUGUCAAACAUGAUUCAGACACAAGAUGAAAUUUCUAGUACUCAUGAUUCGCCUAUUGCUGGAAGUAGUAAUGUAUUUGAGAGAGGAACAAAAACACACGCGGAGACUGAAUGGAACAGCAUUCAGAGAGUUGACGAAGUCUCUGGUAUACAACAUACUUGUAUUAGCGACAGUCUUAUUUCUCCUUCAAGUGGUCUUGUUAGCAAUAAGAGAGGAUUGGACUCGAUUGGACUUGCUGUAUAUGGGUCUGGAAAGUCAAAAUUGCCAUCUUUCUCCAGUAGACGUGGUAGAGAAAGCAUGGGAGAAGAUAUCUUGUCUCCCAGUUGUGGUGAUGAUGAUGAUUUGUUCUGCGGGAAGUUUUUCAAGGAUAAAAAGGAAAUGAGCACAAAGUUGAGGUUGCAUGCAGUUAGUAAAAGCUUUGAGUUCCACACAGAAUAUUCAGACAAAACACGUUAUGUUCUUAGUUGUGUGGAUGAAAGAUGCAGUUGGAGUUUUCGUGCAAAAUCAGUUAAAGGAUCUCAGAGUUUUUUUGUUCGUCAUUAUGUAUCUAAACAUACUUGUGACACUUCUCUGAGAACUGUUAGUCAUCGGCAAGCUACUGCAAAAUUGUUGGGAACUAUGGUCAGCAAUCAUUAUGAAGGAGGAAAGAUUGGGCUGAAACCUAAACAGAUCAUGGAAAAAGCUAGAAAUGAUCAUGGUGUUGUGAUUACAUAUUCAAAGGCUUGGAGGUCUCAAGAGCACGGCCAAGAUAUAGCUAGGGGUACUCCUGAUGACAGUUAUGAAGCUUUGCCCAGUUGGUUUCACAUGAUAAAAGAAAAGAAUCCAGGUUCUGUGACUUUUAUCGAAGUUGAUGCUGUUGGGAAAUUCAAAUACGCAUUUUUGUCGCUUGGUCCAUCUAUCAGAGGGUUUAAGUUGAUGAGGAAGGUACUUUCUGUUGAUGGUGCCCAUCUGAAAUCAAAGUAUAAAGGGACUCUACUUGCUGCCACAGCACAAGAUGGUAAUUUUCACUUGUAUCCUAUAGCUUUUGCUAUAGUUGAUUCUGAGAAUGAAGCCUCAUGGAGUUGGUUUAUGAAAUGUCUGAAAACCAUCAUUCCUGAUGAAGAGGAUUUGGUUUUUGUCUCUGAUCGUGCGGCCUCUAUUGAAAAAGCUCUUUUACAACAUUAUCCUGUUGCUCACCAUGGAAUCUGCAUCUUUCACUUUCAAAAGAAUGUCCAGGACAAUUUCAAAAGUUCAACACUUGUCCCUUUGGUUGUUGAAGCUGGUUAUGCCUACACCAAAGCUGAUUUCGAUUGCUAUUUUCAAGAGAUUGAGGAGUCCGACAUUGUAUUAGCAGAUUAUCUUCGUAAAGCAGACUUCAGGAAGUGGACCCGAGCUUAUUCUCCUGCUAAUCGCUUCAACAUCAUGACGUCAAACUUGGCCGAAUCUAUAAAUUCUUUGCUGAAAGUGAGUCGUGAGUAUCCAAUUGUCUGUCUUUUUGACACUAUUAGGAUGAUAAUGACUAAGUGGUUCACUGAACGACGUGAGGAAGGAGUUCGUCACAUGCACCCUGUCACUGUCGAAGUGGGGAACAAGAUGAAGGAGCUAUAUGAUUUUACGUCUCGCUUCCUUGAAGUUUCCAAAAUCAAUGAUUCAGAGUUUGAGGUUAAGGGAGAUACAAGAGAUCAAGUGGUGAAUUUUCAAACAAGGCAUUGUUCAUGUUUUGUGUUUGAUAUUGAGAAGUUUCCUUGUGCUCAUGCAAUUGCCGCUGCAAAAUCUGGGAAUAAGCACGAAAAUGAUUAUGUCGAUGAGUUUUUCUCCAAUGAAAGGUUUACACUAGCAUAUUCAGAGAGUGUAUAUCCUGUUGGUGAUAAAACAUAUUGGGAUAUUCCUCCCCAUGUAGCUUCGUUUGUUUGUCGCCCUCCAUCUACACGCUUUCCUAGUGGGAGGAGGAAAAAAAAGAGGAUACCAAGUUCGUGGGAGUAUGGAAAAUAUCGGCCCAUAUCUAAACCAUCACCCAAGGCUUACAAAUGCAGCAGAUGUGGACAGAAAGGACACAACAAAGGUAGUUGUGUAAGGCCUAUUUGAUAACAGAGUAGUAUAAAAACUUGUGUGCAAUUGAUUAUUUUAUAUGAUGUUAUAAGAGAGAAUUGGAAUCGAAUAGAUUUUGGGGAACCUUUUACUAUUACAUUUUAUCGUUUUAUAAUGAUUUAUAAAGUUUACAGGUGUCUAAUAGAAGUUAUGUUCCUUUUAUUUUUACAUCUAUCAUUUUAUAAUGCUUUAUAAAUUUUGCAGGUGUCUAAUAGAAGUUAUGUUAUUUAUUAUACGAAAUGUGUGGUUACAUAAACUACCCUUUAUAAAUCAUUAGGAUUCAGAUUAAUUGUAGAAAUUAUAUGUUCGUUUGAUAUCUUAGCUUACUUGCAUGAACAUAAAUAAAAUAUGUUUCCUUAGCAAAGGUUUAAGGUACAAACCAAAAUAUAUUUUCCUCAUCAUGAAGGAUUAAGGGACAAGCCAAAAGAUGUUCCUCAUUGAAGACAUCAUCAAAAGAUAACACACUAAAACUGAAAAAGUUCCAUAGAUAUUUGUUAAAAGUACUAAAAAACUGAAAGAGCUUCAUUUCUUCAAAUUCGCGAUGCUUCUAAUCGGCAUUUUUAAGAUCUUCCAAAACACUUCCUAUCACAUCAUCAGCUGAAUCUUUCUCAAAUUGUUUCUUUUGUUUUUUCGAUUUGGGGGUGCCAACAUUGUGUUCCUUUAUAAGCAUAACAAUUAAGAAAAUCAGAAAUGAUAAUUGGAUGUAGUCAAUGAAAUUUGAAAGAAUAUUUUAUAAACCAUUAUACAUAGAGAGAUAUUUACCUUAUUUCCUCUUCCAUUCUUCUUUGUAAACUUCACGUGCUUUUUAGAUGCAUCCUCAUUCCCUUCUCCAUCCUUCAAUUUUAAUGACACAAUAAGUAAAGUUACAUAGAGCAUAUUAAACAUUUAAAAAGUCAAUCAGUUUAUAAAGACUUAUAAAUCAGCUUACUUCAUUGGUUUCUGCAUGAUCUUCUACUUGUUGUUGUACUUCACGUGGGGGUGUUACACCUUUCUUCUUUCCCUUAUAUUACAAGACAAAUAAAUAACUUAGCAAUUUCGAUUUUAAUAACAGCCUUUGUAAAUCAGAAAUGAUAAUCAGAAAGAACAUUUUAUAAACUAUUAUACA
Molecule: messenger RNA, 4933 nt
Organism: Brassica rapa (field mustard)
Lineage: Eukaryota; Viridiplantae; Streptophyta; Magnoliopsida; Brassicales; Brassicaceae
Molecular function (GO): zinc ion binding; nucleic acid binding
Source: RefSeq, a predicted model, not a curated record